Malurus melanocephalus (red-backed fairy wren) is the source of this 3786-nucleotide messenger RNA. RefSeq names its product receptor-type tyrosine-protein phosphatase delta-like. Bases 524 to 3601 code for a protein of 1025 amino acids. The record is from RefSeq and is a predicted model, not a curated record. The transcript is spliced from 14 exons. Gene Ontology annotation, biological process: cell-cell adhesion. Gene Ontology annotation, molecular function: protein binding. NCBI's taxonomy places the organism in Eukaryota, Metazoa, Chordata, Aves, Passeriformes, Maluridae.
GAGGAGGGGAAACGGAGCAGCAGCUCGGGAACAGAGAGCGCGCCCGGGAGCAGCAGCAGCAGCAGCAGCCGCCGCAGGAAGGAGAAGAAGAGAAGAAGAGCAGAGCGGAGCAGAGCAGCGUGGAGGAGAGGCGGCGCUGGCAAGAGGAGGCAGGCGGGGACCUGGCUCUUCUGGAUGCUGGAUUUUCGGACUCUCGCUGACUCUCUCCCGCUCCCCGGCGCCGGACUGUGAGAGACACACGCGAGCGCCAGGCAGCAGCGGCGGGGCUUCGCUCUUAGCAGCUGCUGCUGCUGCUGCGGGGCUCGGAUUAAAUUGGCCGCCCCGGAGCCGACCGGGAGCAGCGGGAGGAGGUGGCGGCGGCGGCGGCGGCGGGAAGCAGCGGCAGGCGGGCGAGCAGCGGCGAAGGCUGCUGCUGGGACCGGGGGAGCCAGCAUGACCAGGCUCUGAAAAUACUUCAUCUGAAAUUUCAGACCGGACAGACUCGCAGUGGCUUCUAAGCCAGUGAGAUCAAGGCUGCCAAAGCAUGCUGGUGCCAAGCUGUCGGACGAUGCACGUAGUCAGGCCAGUGGUGGUGCUCCUGUGCUUGCUACUCUAUGCUGAUGCUGAAACACCACCAAAGUUUACAAGAACUCCCGUUGACCAGACAGGAGUUUCAGGAGGAGUUGCCUCAUUCAUCUGUCAAGCCACAGGAGAUCCACGACCUAAAAUUGUCUGGAACAAAAAAGGAAAGAAAGUCAGCAAUCAGAGAUUUGAGGUAAUAGAGUUUGAUGAUGGAUCUGGAUCAGUACUCAGAAUACAACCACUGCGCACACCACGAGAUGAAGCUAUUUAUGAAUGUGUGGCUUCCAACAGUGUUGGCGAAAUAAGUGUGUCCACAAGACUCACAGUUUUACGUGAGGAUCAAAUCCCUCGAGGUUUUCCAACCAUUGAUAUGGGCCCACAGCUGAAGGUGGUUGAACGAACUCGUACAGCUACCAUGUUAUGUGCAGCCAGUGGCAAUCCUGACCCUGAAAUAACUUGGUUCAAAGAUUUCUUACCUGUUGACACAAGCAACAAUAAUGGCCGCAUCAAGCAGCUACGCUCAGGUGCCCUCCAAAUUGAACUGAGUGAAGAAUCUGACCAAGGCAAAUAUGAGUGUGUUGCAACCAACAGUGCGGGUACACGCUAUUCUGCCCCUGCCAAUCUAUAUGUCAGAGUUCGACGGGUUCCACCAAGGUUCUCUAUCCCCCCCACAAAUCAUGAGAUCAUGCCUGGCGGGAGUGUAAAUAUCACCUGUGUUGCGGUGGGGUCACCAAUGCCAUAUGUGAAAUGGAUGCUAGGAGCAGAAGAUUUGACACCUGAAGAUGAUAUGCCAAUAGGGAGGAACGUCCUUGAGCUUAAUGAUGUCAGACAGUCUGCAAACUAUACUUGCGUUGCUAUGUCUACCCUUGGUGUUAUAGAAGCAAUAGCGCAGAUAACUGUCAAAGCCUUACCCAAACCUCCUGGAACACCUGUGGUGACAGAAAGCACAGCAACUAGCAUAACAUUGACUUGGGAUUCUGGAAACCCUGAGCCAGUUUCUUACUACAUAAUCCAACACAAACCCAAAAACUCCGAGGAGCCAUAUAAAGAAAUUGAUGGGGUGGCCACAACACGUUAUAGCGUGGCUGGCCUAAGCCCCUAUUCAGAGUAUGAAUUUCGGGUAGUUGCUGUAAAUAACAUUGGGCGAGGGCCACCCAGCGAGCCCGUGUCGACAAGGACUUCAGAACAAGCCCCUUCAAGUGCACCCCGCAAUGUGCAGGCCCGUAUGUUGAGCUCCACCACCAUUCUGGUACAGUGGGAAGAACCUGAGGAACCCAAUGGACAAAUUCAAGGUUACAGAGUUUAUUACACCAUGGAUCCCACUCAACACGUCAACAGUUGGAUGAAGCACAAUGUGGCUGACAGCCAUAUUACCACUAUUGGGAAUCUUGUACCCCAGAAAACAUACUCUGUGAAGGUUCUUGCCUUUACUUCUGUUGGGGAUGGACCACUUUCUAGUGACAUUCAAGUCAUCACUCAAACAGGAGUGCCUGGUCAACCAUUGAACUUCAAAGCAGAACCCGAGUCUGAAACGAGCAUAUUGCUUUCCUGGACACCUCCACGCUCCGAUACCAUUUCCAGCUAYGAACUGGUUUACAAAGAUGGGGAGCAUGGGGAGGAACAACGGGUUUCCACUGAGCCUACUACAUCAUACCGUCUGCAAGGCUUAAGGCCAAACAGCCUGUACUUGUUCCGCCUAGCUGCRCGCUCUCCUCAAGGCCUGGGUGCUUCAACAGCCGAAAUCUCAGCCAGAACCAUGCAGUCAAAGCCAUCAGCUCCUCCUCAAGACAUUAGUUGCACAAGCCCCAGCUCCACUAGCAUUUUGGUAAGUUGGAAACCUCCUCCGGUGGAAAAACAGAAUGGCAUUAUCACUGCGUAUUCCAUCAAGUACAUUGGGAUUGAUGGAGAAGAUGUCAAGCCCCAUGAAAUUUUGGGAAUUUCCUCGGACAGUACCCAGUACCUUUUGGAACAGCUGGAAAAAUGGACUGAGUACCGGAUCUCUGUGACUGCUCACACUGAUGUUGGACCUGGCCCAGAGAGCUUAGCAGUAUUGAUUCGGACAGAUGAAGAUGUUCCUAGUGGUCCUCCUCGCAAAGUCGAGGUGGAGGCUGUCAACUCCACUGCUGUUAAAGUGUCUUGGCGCUCGCCUGUGCCCAAUAAGCAGCACGGUCAGAUACGAGGAUACCAGGUCCACUACGUGAGGAUGGAAAAUGGAGAGUCAAAGGGUCAGCCCAUGCUGAAGGACAUCAUGCUGGCUGAUGCACAGGAAAUGAUAAUUUCUGGACUUCAGCCUGAAACCACGUACUCUUUCACUGUGACAGCUUAUACAACAAAAGGUGAUGGAGCACGCAGCAAACCCAAACUUGUAUCUACUACUGGUGCAGUUCCAGGCAAACCUCGGCUUGUGAUUAGCCACACACAGAUGAACACGGCUCUAAUUCAGUGGCAUCCUCCUGUGGAAACUUUUGGCCCGCUGCAGGGUUAUCGCCUGAAGUUUGGUCGCAAAGACAUGGAUACAUUAACGAUCAUGGAGUUCUCAGAGAAGGAAGAUCACUUCACGGCCACAGACAUUCACAAAGGAGCUUCUUAUGUCUUCAGGCUCUCAGCUAGAAAUAAAGUGGGCUUUGGGGAGGAGAUGGUAAAAGAGAUUUCUGUUCCUGAAGAGGUACCCAGUGGAUUUCCCCAAAAUCUCCACUCGGAAAGCUCUACUUCUACAUCAGUUCAAUUAACUUGGCAGAUGCCACUCUUGGCAGAGAGAAAUGGCAUUAUCACCAAAUACACCAUCUUGUACAGAGAUAUCAAUGUUGCUUACCAACCAGUUGAACUCGCAGUUGUUCCUGCUGAUACCACUAUGACACUUUCUGGCUUAAAACCAGAUACCACAUAUGAUGUAAAAGUACGUGCCCACACAAGCAAAGGGCCUGGUCCAUAUAGUCCAAGUGUCCAGUUCAGGACACUACCCGUGGAUCAAGGUAGGAUUUGUCUGCUUAUGGCGUUGACCUUUAAAGGAGUAUCGGUCUGUGGAUAUCAGUGUUUUUGAAGGUGUAAAUAAAACUGACCGGCCCAUUCAUAAAAAUAGGUUCAUCAAACACAAAAGGUAAAGUAUGUAAAUCUUAAUAUGUUUUGGAUGCCUUAGAAUUCAGUUGUCCCUUUCCAAGCAAGUUCUGGCUAACUUCUUCACAAUAUUUUCAGGUAAGGAAAAUGUAUAUAUUGGAUUGUCACUAG